CGUCCCAUCAGAGCGCCACAGAGGAGCCAUACAGACGACGGACGGUUGUCCUGACCAUGAGGGUGCUUGUCUACUUUGAGGGCUCCUGUGAGCCUUUUGACAUCCCUUCAGAUCAGACUGUGGGGAGCAUGAAGCAGAUGUUGAAGGAAACAUUUCUUGUGCAACUCUCCGAUGACAAGCAGGUCCGGCGCUUCCUGGAGCUGAGCUAUGGUGGUGCUGCUCUGCAGGACAGCUGGGCACUGUGUGAUGUGGGUGUCACCAGUGGCAGUGCCAUCCGAUGCCUGAUAAAGAAUGAGCGAAGGCCUGUGAUGCAGGUGUUCAACGCUGUGACAGGAGAAACGUUACCAGUCACAGGAAGUGAGGCUCUUCUGCGCAUGUCCGUCGCAGGAUUAAAAACUAUGGUGUCCAUGCAGAGUGGCCUCCCCGUCAGCACCUUCAGACUCAGCAGCCUGACAGAUGUGCAGCUCUUUGACUGUAACCAGCUGCAGGAUUACGCCAUUGAAGUAGGCACUACUCUCCGUUUGGACACGUGGGAUGGGUGGGUGGAGUUCCUCCACGGUUGCCUCCUGGGCCAACGAUUGAAAGUGCAGAGCCACCUAUCAGAGGAGAGGAGUGUGAUGAGGUUUCAGCUGCGGGUGGCGCUGUACAUCGCUGCCUCUUUAGGCCACCUGGACCUGGCGGGCUGGCUGCUGGAGAGGGGGGUGCAUUCUGAGGAACCAGUGGGAGUCCAUCCGUACCGCCAAUGGUGCCACCAAACCACCCACCAAGAUGCCGGAAAGAGUCCCAUCCAUGCAGCUGCAGAGGGUGGUCAGCUCCUCAUCCUCAAACUCUUCAUCUCAAGAAACCUUUUGAGUGUAGCUUGUCGGGACCCUGUAGGUCAUGACCCUUUGAAAAUCGCCAUUCAGCAUGGCCACAGGGAUUGUGUGCGCUACCUAGCCAACAAGCUGUGCUCUGUAGUAUCCCUUCCUAAUAUAUCACUACCCAUGCGGAUAUACCGUCAAACGAAACGCUGGGUGAGUUUGGGGCGGAGAAGAGUGGCCUCCAAUCCAUUCCAGUACACCAGCGCUCCAUUCAAAGGCAGGGUGGGUGACAUGUUGCUGGUAGAUGGCUUCAACCAGCCGCAGAUGUCUUCCAAAUCCAGGAGAGCUGAGACCAAACCAAGGAAAAGAAACAGAGUUAAAGCCGUGCAACACUUACCACUCAUUAGCAGGUCUCUCCCCUCCAAAAGGCCACCACAACAACUACCCAGCCUGCAGUCUGUGAAUGACUUUAAAGAGACGCAGAAAAGGUCGAAGCAAGAUGUAAAACACAGAGAUGAUGACGCUUGGAAUAAAACAGAGGAGGGAGACAACAGGUUCACACGUCUCCCGCCAGUUACCAGAGGAGGCACCCCCAACUCAGUGUUUGUUGGGUCACCAUUAAAAUCAUCCAGUGUUCUGACUGCAUCACUGGAGUCCUUCUCUCAGCACUGUGGACGGACACCAAGGGAAAAUGCUAUAUACUACCUGAGUAUAGCCAGAACAUUCACAGAAAAACCUUGGUUGAAGCAGCUGAGCAUAGCACGGACUUUGGUCAGGAAGCAGCUCCACGCCAUGGAUUGAUACUCCUGCAUCCUGCCUCAUCGUGUGGCUCUCGCAUCAGCAGCCUGAGAGACUGAAGAAUCCUUCAGAGUGACAACUGAGGAGUGUACCUCAGGCUUAACGUGUCAGUUAAAGUAAUACCUGUCUGUCUUCCGGCAAAUAUCUGCCUUUCUUUGCUCUUCAGAAAGAUGGAGAGAAUGACAGACAUCGUUUAUACAUGCAACUUUUUUUAACGUACUUUUUUUCAAUUAUGACAUAUUAUGUUGGACAGAAGUCCGGACAGUGACUGGCCUUUGUUAUAACGACUUGCCUUAAGUGGAAAUUCAAGGCUAAAACCACUAAUAUCAAGUAUGUACUAUUGUACAUGUACAUUUUUUGUGCACUUGCUACAUUCUGUAUGUCAUAUUUCUCUAUUCCUGAAUCACAUUAUCUAUUAACCAUUUUUUAAACUUGUUUUCCUGCUUUGUAUUUCAUCCUCAACGAUAUGAGGAAUUUUACAGGCUCAUAUAAUUUCUUAUAUGAGACUGCAUACAUAUUUUCUUUAAUUUGUAUUUUGGCUGAUUACUACUGAGUUACUCACCUGAUUUAUUGAAGACAUGAACUUAAUUAAUUGCAAAUGUACUCAUUCAGGUGCUGG
Hippoglossus stenolepis (Pacific halibut) is the source of this 2217-nucleotide messenger RNA. Its product is annotated as protein ANKUB1-like. The transcript is spliced from 6 exons. Gene Ontology annotation, molecular function: protein binding. The coding region runs from base 57 to 1601 and encodes 514 amino acids. Lineage: Eukaryota; Metazoa; Chordata; Actinopteri; Pleuronectiformes; Pleuronectidae. The record is from RefSeq and is a predicted model, not a curated record.